This is a messenger RNA of Fraxinus pennsylvanica, 1638 nucleotides long. The record is from the annotation of a GenBank genome assembly. Lineage: Eukaryota; Viridiplantae; Streptophyta; Magnoliopsida; Lamiales; Oleaceae.
AUGAGAGCAGACGGAAAGUUUUCUAAGUCUUCAUGGCCAAAAGUGGUGGCCAGAAAGAUGUUAAACUUAAGUAAUGGUUCAGAAGAAUUUCACUCAGACUAUAGAACAAAAGGUAGAAGGAAAAGUCGCUCUGACGAAGCUCGCUCCGUCGUCGUACCUGAAGAAUUAUCUGAAGAAUGGUUGAUGGGAGCAAUUAACGAAAUCAAACAGCCAGGAUUCGACCUGCCGGCUGCACCACCACCUGUCAACAAUAGCCUCGACCACAACCUCAGGAUGUUCGUGGGAACAUGGAACGUAGGAGGCAAGCCACCACACUGUGGAUUGAACAUGGGAGACUGGUUUGGAUCUAUGGAACAAGCUGAUAUUUAUGUACUCGGAUUUCAAGAGAUAGUACCUUUGAAUGCUGGGAACGUACUCGGCCCUGAGGAUUAUGCUCCAGCAGCAAAGUGGCUUUCCUUGAUCCGACAAGCUCUAAAUGGUGAGUCGAACAAUUCUAGUGACGGUAACGUUGUUAGUCCUAUGUUGAAAGAGUCUCCUAGCCCAAAUGAUCAACAACAACUGACUCCAAAUCCAAGAGUUAACUUUCCAAAUUUGAUGUCAUUAGAAGAUGAGCUUGAUCGCGAUGAUUUCGAAAGAUUUGUGAGUUUUAGAUCAAGUUCCUAUUCUAGUGAAGAAGGUUCACCUAGUCCAGCAAGUGAACCGGCUACACAUACUAGUACCGUACAACAUCAAUAUAAACUAGUUUCCAGUAAACAGAUGGUUGGAAUCUUUUUAUGCGUAUGGGUUCGUGAGGAAUUAUGUCAACAUAUUAGCUCCUUGAAGGUUUCUUGUGUUGGAAGAGGCAUUAUGGGAUACCUCGGAAAUAAGGGAUCGAUAUCUAUUAGCAUGACAUUACAUCGAACAACAAUUUGCUUCGUAUGCACUCACUUGACCUCCGGAGAAAAAAAGGGCGACGAAAUCAGAAGAAAUUUAGACGUAACAGAAAUUUUAAAGAGAACAAGAUUUUCUCAUCCAUGUCGAAUUCCAGGAAAACCAAUUCUACUUGACAACAUUUUGGAUCACGACAAGGUAAUUUGGCUAGGAGACUUGAACUAUCGACUUGCAUCUGUUUGUGAUGAAACAUAUGAGUUGCUGAAGAGCAAAGAUUGGCAAGCACUUCUAGAGAAAGAUCAGCUGACGAUAGAACAACAAGCUGGUCGAGUGUUUGACGGCUGGGAAGAAGGGAAAAUAUAUUUUGCCCCGACUUACAAAUACUUCGCCAAUUCUGACAAUUACGUUAUCCAAACAUCAACGUCUAAAGCAAAGCAUAGGACUCCAGCUUGGUGUGACAGGAUUUUGUGGAAAGGUGACGGGUUAAAGCAAAUGUGCUAUGAUAGGGGUGAAUCAAAAUUCUCAGACCACAGGCCAGUUUAUUCACUUUUUACUGUACAAGUAGCUACUGUAGCAGCUAAUGAGAAGAAACCCACACUCAUAAUUGGUUCAUACACCCCUGAACCAUCGACAGCAGCAGAUAAAUUACUUUCACAAACAGCUGUUUUAUCGGCAACAAAAGACUUGAUGUUCCUAACAAGAGCACAGAGUUGCAUACACAAAACCUUAAGGUUCUCUGUCACAGCUCAACAAGUAACCAGCCAAUAG